Molecule: messenger RNA, 3432 nt
Organism: Marchantia polymorpha subsp. ruderalis
Lineage: Eukaryota; Viridiplantae; Streptophyta; Marchantiopsida; Marchantiales; Marchantiaceae
Source: the annotation of a GenBank genome assembly
GUCAAUUUGGGCCAUGCUAUUUGAAUGUUUAAGUGCUGAGGUAUCUUUUGGGCGAAAAUUAUCUGUCAAACCCCAUCAGAGAAUACGAUAGAGAGAGAAGUCUUGAGAUUAUUUGUGCACACACCGAGGAAUGGCCAGUUUCUUGUCGAUUAUGGUGAACCCUGAAAUCCCUCGCACAGCAGACACUUAUUCGAAAUCUAAACAAUAUUUUCCACACAGUUUCUGCCGAAACAAGUCGGUAGAUCCAGUGUAAUGUACUCAGGAUGUCCAUGAAGGCGCAGUCGUGGUGGUGAGCUUUAAGAUUGACUUGGCUACGCCUUAUUGAUGGUGUCAUCGUUUUGAGAAUUGUGCUUUGACCGUGAUUAAUGUACAGAUGCCCUGUAUGACGAGAUAUCAUGUGCAGACUCCAGAGGUAUCUUUCACCGUAGAAACUCUGCGCACUACCUCUGCUAGAAAUUCGAAUAGACUGGUGUAUGGGUGAGUACGGUUGGUACACUGUAGUACUGUAAGUAGUGGAAGAAGGCACGUGCCCACACGAGGGGUUAGAACUCACUGUGGACGACGAGGAGGAAGAGUUUAUGCUGUUUUUGCGUCGAGGGUGCUCCCAGGUCUAUUUCUCUCUUUCUCCCUCUUUCUGCUCUCGGGGCUCACAACACUUGAUCAUCUCGUCCUUCUCACCCACUCUGUGUCACUCGCCCUCCCGCCCAACCUCAGUUGAAUCCUAGGAGUCUACCACACAGCGCUACAUUGUACACUGUUGUUGAGAGUAAGUGACUGUGGGGUCUGGACUGUCUGGCUGUCUGGCUGUCUGUCACAGCACUUUGACCGUCCCGCUCAAGUCGCUCAUUCACUCAAGCGUGUCGAGUUGUCUUAUCGUCUUCGGUCGGCACUAAAGGAAAGGACUGUAGUCCUCCAUGCUCCUUGAUCCUAGACCACGGUUUCGAUACGCUCCAUGGUGCGCCUAGGAUCUCCUUCAGAACGCAGAAUUGCUCGCUCUGAGGGCUGCGCACCCGUCUGUCGGUCUAUUCUAUAAUAACAUAUCUAAUCAGUGCACACUGCCUCCGCACCACAGUGUCUUGUCUUCACCCGGCCUCCACCAGGCUCGCCUUGCUUUCUCUGCUGCUCCUACUCCUACUACUUCUACAUGUUCUGAGCAAUGUAGUACCACCCUGGUGUAUCUCCUGCACACUCUACUACUCCUUCUGAGCCAACGAGUCUCAUUCUUUUCUGCAUCGAGCAUCACUUCUCCUCCCCACUGAAUGCUCGAGAACGCUGGACCUGAGCGCUGCUUCCAUCCAAAGUUCGGGUCUAGACUGCUGCCGCUAGUCUCAGAGCCCAGAUUCUUCUUGACUACAAUCAAUCAGUCAAUCAACAACUGUUCUUCUCUCCGCCUCCCUGUCUGAGCUACGAGAGCAUCUGCUUGAGCUGCUGACCGACCUCUCGUCCUCAUCCCUUCAGCUUGAUAGCUUACCAAACUCUUUGCGUCUCGUCUCAUCUAUUUUUCGUGUAAACUCAACUUGGACACAACAAACGGGUCAUCCGAAGUGAGCUGCGUGCUCCGCUCCAGUCAUCAGCAGCAGUCUGCUAACCUGAACUAGGCCUCACAGAGGCAUAGGCUCACAUUUUUCCAGGAGACUAAGCGAUACCGAGCACUGCAGCGCCUCGAACCUGGCAUCGCAGAGAAGACGUAGAUGUCACACACGCUCCGCUCCACGUUCUUCACGCAUCAUCCAACUUGGCGUUGCAGCGCAUGUUAUGUUUGUGACUCAACUCAUGGUUCGAGCGUGUGUCGGCAACUAGAGAGAACCAGAAGUGCUUCCUGCCGCCCAGGGGAACUGACCAGAGAUCAGUGAUCGAAUUACCAUCGGGCCAGGUUACAAUUCGCCUCAUAUGCAGAGACGGCGAGAGGGCUGGGGUCUGAUAAUCCACAGGGGAACCGAUUGAGACCAGGUACUGCUUUGAGACACACACUGCAAUUGGAUUGCGAGAGCGUUUGGUCUGUCCAGGAACAGCGGCCUCGAGCAGCAGAUUGAACAAUUAUCGCUGGCUUUGCGCUGAAUUGCAUGUCGAGUCAGAUGGGAUGCUGCAAAAUCUUGAUCCUUUUGAGCAUAUCUAUAUAUGCGUCGGUCCAUGUGCAAGCUUCCAGACCGUCCACAACUGGAUCCUCGUUCAGAGCGAUGUCGUCUCAACCGGGUGGCCUCACAGACUCCAAAAGUGCUAGAAAGAUUCUUCUCGAGGAGAAUAAACCUAGAGCAUGGUGGCAGAUUUCUCAGAAACUGCUGGCCAGGCAGAUGGGGUCGAAGCCACCGAACUGCGAAGAUAAGUGCCAUUAUUGCAACCCUUGUGAGGCUGUAGAGGUCCCGAUAUCGAAUCGGGAGGUCCAGAAGGUCAAGGCCCUUGAAACUGAUGCUGCUGCAGGCACCUCGUAUCAAAAAGUGAGUACAGCGCUGGCUGAUCCACACGACACGAACUACAUGCCCGAAAGUUGGAGAUGUGCGUGCGGAGAUGAAUACUUCAAUCCGUGAGCAGAACAGAUCACGAUGCAAUGUAGAUGAUAGCGAAGUGGCCUGCAUAGCAUGCCUCUGCCGAACCGUUGAAGCAAACUUAGCUGUACCACGUUGUAGGUCACGGUGAUAUGGCAACGUCAUGCUAUCCCUUUCCACUGACAUGCUCCGCUGUGCCUUUUUGAUUGUCUUCCAACCAUUAUCUGCUUUCGGACUUUGCUCCGGCGGAUUGCUCCCAUGGUGUUCUGUGUGAUUCAACGUCAAACUUUGAAGACCUUAGCAGUAGACAGCAUACAUAUGUGCACAUACAGGUUGUCACUGUCAAAUUAUCAGGCCUAAUGAUCAGAUUCUGGAGGCUUCGGCGGGUAGGUGGAGUAAGAGAGAGAGAGAGAGAGAGAGCGCGCGCGCGCGCGAGAGAGAAAGCGAGAGUUUUGUGUGUGUUUGUGUGUAUGUGAGGUCGAAAAGGGAGAUCGCAUUAGCAUCACCACCGAGAUCGCCGGCGAAGACUGAAGAAUGCUGCUAGUGCCCACCUGCCUUGACAUUUCACAGCCCUUGUAAAUUAGCUAAGGUAUCAUGCCUGUAUACUGCUGACUGUUCAAUAGAAGAAUUUAAUGACUGAAUAAGAUCGACUUGCUGCUGCACAAGUUUAUCAGAGGCUGGAUAAACGUUUGAAGUAAAUUUCAAAGCAACUUCAUGCCAGAAAAGUUCAGCGCGCUAUCAUGACAAGUUCUUCGGGACUGUCAUGAGCGAAUUGUAGCGAACAUGCGAGUGAAUAAAUGGAAAAAGCGGACACUCAGUCGCUUGGAAUGCUUCUUGUCCACGAUUUGUCCAAUCUUUGAAGAUCUGAAGAUUCCUAUCACUACUCCUGCGGGUACGCAAGCACAAUCUGGCCAUCUAUCACUUCCUCGAGUCCUUUAUUCAACUAUUG